AUGGGGUUUCGAGAAAGAGUGAAGAGAGUCAUCUUCAGCUCGCGUCCUGUCUCGUUGAGUCCGGCUGCUUCUUCCUCUAGGCUGGCUGAACGGCUUGAGCAAGCAAGAGAGCACACCGCUGUCUCUCCGGUACCACAGCAGCAUCUCCAGCAUCACCAGCACCACCAGAAGCAGGCGACCACGAAGAGGGCUCGCUCGUUCACCCGCUCCAUCCGUACAGGCAUCAUCAAAUCACUGCUCAGCCGGCCGUCGAAACGGAAGAGCAACAAGAGCGAAGAGCCCUGGCCCAAGAUCGAGCUCUACAAGGCACACGAGAUCCCACGCCCAAAGUACCGCGGGCCGGUCGACAAGAAGCACCUGGCAGUGCUGGCGGCAUACUCAAUUGUGAAGGCGACUGAAGACCACAGACGACGGUCCACCGACUCGUCCGUCUCUCCGCUGGCUAUGCCAUCGAGACGGGGGAGCAUCAGCAGUGGCGAGUCUGCCGGGACCGCGACGGUGAUAGUGAGACGUCCUGGCGACGUCGAGGAUGAAGAUGAAGACGAAGGCUCGAACACUACCUCGAUCCUGAGCUCUGAUGGAGUAAACAUCAGCUCGUCGACUCUUCUUACUUCUCUCACGGAAGACGAGCAGCAGCAGCAGCAGCUUCAUCAAUAUCAACAACGACCGUCGGUGAUGAGACUGAAGCGGACGACAGCCUUCACGGCAGCAGACCUGCACCAUGCAUUGAAUGCCAUCGAGACAUGA
Molecule: messenger RNA, 747 nt
Organism: Microsporum canis CBS 113480
Lineage: Eukaryota; Fungi; Ascomycota; Eurotiomycetes; Onygenales; Arthrodermataceae
Exons: 1
Coding region: 1-747 (248 amino acids)
Source: RefSeq, a predicted model, not a curated record